Molecule: messenger RNA, 1782 nt
Organism: Apis mellifera (honey bee)
Lineage: Eukaryota; Metazoa; Arthropoda; Insecta; Hymenoptera; Apidae
Gene: Gk1
Product: glycerol kinase
Exons: 9
Coding region: 86-1639 (517 amino acids)
Biological process (GO): glycerol-3-phosphate biosynthetic process; glycerol metabolic process; triglyceride metabolic process
Cellular component (GO): mitochondrion
Molecular function (GO): glycerol kinase activity
Source: RefSeq, a predicted model, not a curated record
CAAGAUACGAUAAAGAUUAACGAUAGGUCAUUUUUCAAAUACACUAUAUACUUAAAUAUUCAACUUCAAUAAAGAAAAAAAAAAUAUGCCUGAAAAUAUCAAUCAUUCGGGACCAUUCAUAGGGGCAAUUGAUGAAGGAACGAGUAGCGCUAGAUUCUUAGUAUUUGAUGUACUACAUAGAAAGGUAUUAGCGUCACAUCAAAUUGAAAUUAAACAAAAAUAUCCACAAGAAGGAUGGGUGGAACAAGAUCCAAAAGAAAUUUUGGAAGCUGUUAUAGAAUGCAUAAAAAAAACAAUAGAAAAACUAAAAGAUAUUAAUAUAACUGUAUCAGAUAUCAAAGCAAUUGGAAUCACUAAUCAACGAGAAACUACUUUAAUGUGGGAUAAAAAUACAGGAGAACCAUUACACAAUGCAAUAGUAUGGUUGGAUAUGAGAACUACUACAACUUUAGAAGACAUAUUAGAUAGUGUACCUAACAAAACAAGAAAUAAAAAUUAUUUGAAACCUCUUUGUGGACUUCCAAUGUCACCAUAUUUUAGUGCUCUCAAAAUACGUUGGUUAAUCGAUAACAUACCACGUGUUAAACAUGCAAUAGAUGAAGAAAGAUGUGCUUUUGGAACUAUUGAUACAUGGCUUAUUUGGAAUCUUACCAAAGGACAAUUACAUGUAACUGAUGUUUCAAAUGCAUCUCGUACUAUGUUAAUGAAUAUUGAAUCAUUAAAAUGGGAUCCUCUGUUAUGUCGAUUUUUUGGAAUUCCACAGCAUAUUCUACCUGAAAUAAGAUCUAGUGCUGAAGUAUAUACAACAAUUUCAAAUCCAGAAGUUCUUGCUGGUGUACCUAUAGCAGGAUGUGUAGGUGAUCAACAGGGAGCACUUCUUGGCCAAUUGUGCUUAAAACCUGGACAAGCAAAAGCUACUUAUGGAACUGGUUGUUUCUUACUUUACAAUACUGGAAGUAUUAAAGUAGAUUCAACACAAGGUCUUAUAACAACUAUUGCAUAUAAAAUAGGUAAAAACUCAGCAACUUAUGCAUUGGAAGGCUCAGUGGCUGUAGCUGGCGCAGCUUUAUCAUGGUUACGUGAUAAUAUACAACUAUUUAAUAAUAUAACACAAUCUCAAGACAUGGCAGAACAUGUAAGAUCUUCAGGAGAUGUAUAUUUUGUACCUGCAUUCUCAGGUUUAUAUGCACCAUAUUGGCAACAAGAUGCACGAGGAGUAAUUUGUGGUAUUACUGAAGAUACACAACAAUAUCAUAUCGUUCGUGCAGCAUUAGAAGCUGUUUGCUUUCAGACAAGAGAUAUUUUAGAGGCAAUGGUUAAAGAUUCUGGAACAAAAUUAACAACUUUACAAGUUGAUGGUGGAAUGACAGUAAACAAUUUACUUAUGCAAUUACAAGCUGAUCUCACAGGAAUAAAUGUUGUACGACCCAAUAUGGUAGAAACAACAGCAUUGGGAGCAGCUAUAUUAGCUGGCAUUGGAGUCGGUCUUAUCGAUGUGAAUGAUGUAGACGCAUCUCAAGUUACGGAAUUUUCACCCUCUAUUGGAGAAGAUGAAAGAGAUUUGAGAUAUUCUAAAUGGAAAAUGGCUGUUGAAAGAUCCAUGAAAUGGGAUUGUUCUACUACUUUAAUGAAUAAUUAAAAUUUUCAAAAUAUCCCUGUAAAUAGUAGGAAUGAUAAUAAAGAAUUAAUUAAAAUAAAAAUAAAAAGGAAUUAAUUAAAGCAAAAAGUAUAUAAAUAAUGAACAAUAUCUUGUUCAAAUGAAUGCAUAUAUAAAGAUUGAAU